AUGCUCAUCACCACGCUCGCCUGCUCGCUCCAGCUCAACACCACCGCCGUCCACCACCCCGACACGUCCUCCGCCUCCUCCACCUUCCCUCUACCUCCUCCGCCUCCUCCACUGUCGCCACCACCACCACCCACACCACCACUACCACCGCUUCCUCCACCUCAUGCCGCUCCUCUGAGUUCACCGCCCUCCUCCGCACCGCCCUCCUUCGUGCCGCCCUCCUCGACCAGGCAGCAGCUGCCCUAUCCGCAUCCGCAUCCUUGCGCACUGGCCGGUGCUAGCGACGACAUCAGGCUCGCAGUUGCUGCCUCGGACGACACCGACUCGACGACACCGACUCGACGACACCGACUCGAUGACACCGACUUGACGACACCGACUUGA
Heterobasidion irregulare TC 32-1 is the source of this 384-nucleotide messenger RNA. RefSeq lists its product as uncharacterized. Lineage: Eukaryota; Fungi; Basidiomycota; Agaricomycetes; Russulales; Bondarzewiaceae. Bases 1 to 384 code for a protein of 127 amino acids. The record is from RefSeq and is a predicted model, not a curated record. The transcript is spliced from 2 exons.